This is a messenger RNA of Pseudomassariella vexata, 1512 nucleotides long. Its product is annotated as cytochrome P450. NCBI's taxonomy places the organism in Eukaryota, Fungi, Ascomycota, Sordariomycetes, Amphisphaeriales, Pseudomassariaceae. The coding region runs from base 1 to 1512 and encodes 503 amino acids. The record is from RefSeq and is a predicted model, not a curated record. Gene Ontology annotation, molecular function: monooxygenase activity; oxidoreductase activity, acting on paired donors, with incorporation or reduction of molecular oxygen; iron ion binding. The transcript has 6 exons.
AUGAUUCAUGAGUGGUCGCUGCAUCUUCUCCUCGCGCCCUGCGCUGUAGCUCUCCUGGCCGCCCUCCUGCUCUACCAUGUGCGUUCGUGGUAUCGCCUCCGUCACAUCCCGGGUCCCUUUUUGGCCUCGAUCUCGAAUUUAUGGAUGGUCAAGAAUGUGUUGAGUGGAAGGUUGCACGAGGUUCUGAAGGACGUCUCGGACAGAUACGGCCCUCUCGUACGGAUUGGCCCCAACGAGGUGCUUACCACGGAUCCAGAGGUUAUUCGCAUGAUGAAUUCCGUGCGUUCUCCGUACACCAAGGGCGACUUUUACCAGCUGGGCCGCAUUGUGCCGGACGAGGAUACAAUCGUAUCUUUGAGAGAUGACGGUCAACAUAAAUUGCUUCGGUCGAAGAUGGUAGCUGCCUUCGGAGGCAAGGAAAAUGAAGGUUUCGGCUUCGGUGCCGGCAUUGAUCGCCAAAUUAUGCAGUUCGUCAAUUUGAUUGACACCAAGUACAUCUCCACGGCCACCUGCUACUGUCCACUACAGUUCUUCCGCAAAACUUCAUUCUUCACGCUUGACGUCAUGGGCGACAUCUCGUUCGGCGGCGCUUUUGGGUUCCUGGCUGAGGAUCGCGACUUAUAUCGAUACAACGAGAUCCACGAUGAGUCCCUGCCCGUCAUGAACAUCAUAUCAGCGUUGCCCUGGAUGUCGAAUCUUGUGUACCGAUGGCCAUUCAGACUUAUGUUGCCUACAGAGGGCGACGAGGUUGGAUUCGGCAGGCUCAUGGGAUUCGCGAAGGCAUUCGUGGACAAGAGGCUGGAGCCAGGCGCACGACCCGAAAAGGACAUGACGCAGGCAUUCAUCAACAGCGGCAUGACUCGCUCUGAGCUCAUACAGCAAGUGUUCGUUCAAAUCAUCGCGGGCUCCGUGACAUCAGCGACGGCGAUAUGCAUGACCCUACUCUGCCUCAUUAGCACGCCCUCUGCUUAUAACGGUUUGCAAAAGGAGAUUGACCAGGCCAUACAAAAGGGCUGGAUCAGCUCCCCAAUCUCGGAGCCGGAGGCCAAACAGCUUCCGUACCUUCAGGCCGUCAUUCGCGAGGGACUCCGGAUGUAUCCCCCCGUCACCGGUAUGGGGUCUAAACAGGUUCCACCCGGAGGCGACAUGAUCAAUGGCCAUUUCCUGCCCGAAGGAACUCAGGUAGGGACCAACACCUUUGGACUCAUGCGCUCGAAGGAUAUUUGGGGCAAGGACGCUGACGUCUUCAGGCCAGAGAGAUGGCUUGAGGCGAGUGAAGCUGAGCUGAAAGUGAUGAAUACGGUGGUAGAUAUGAUUUUCGGGCAUGGGAAAUACGCCUGCCUGGGAAAACCCAUUGCCAUGAUGGAGCUGAACAAGGUAUACGUCGAGUUACUACGACGAUUCGACUUUACUAUAGUCAAUCCUCAAAUCCCGAUGAAGGCGUGGAGCGCAGUGUUUUGGGUGGCCAAUGAUUUCUGGCUGCGUAUUACGAGAAGAAGAUUAGAGGCAUAG